UUUCAUAUUGGCAGAACGUAACUCGGAGGAUUAGUACGAUAACUAUUCCUGGACGGCAGUUGAUUAUCAAAACCUAUCUAGGGUGUGAUUGUGACAGGGACAUUUAUGUAAACGGACAUUGUAUCAUCAAUACAGAACGUAACUCGGAGGAUUAGUACGAUAACUAUUCCUGGACGGCAGUUGAUUAUCAAAACCUAUCUAGGGUGUGAUUGUGACAGGGACAUUUAUGUAAACGGACAUUGUAUCAUCAAUACAGAACGUAACAGACUCGGAGGAUUAGUACAAUAACUAUUCCUGGACGGCAGUUGAUUAUUAAAACCUAUCUAGGGUGUGAUUGUGACAGGGACAUUUAUGUAAACGGACAUUGUAUCAUCAAUACAGAUUAAACUGACUCGAGAUGGCCGCGACAAACAUUGAUGUACACCACCAUAAUGCUACAGUUCUCAAUACGUUAAAUGAUGGAGAUUUGGUGGAAUUUUCAAGACAAGGAAUGCAUUCUCAUUGGGGUGUUUAUAUAGGAAACCAACAGAUUGUACAUUUAACUGGAGUAGACGGUGCAGGUACUAUGGAUGCGUCUGCCCCCGGAAGUUCAUUCUCUAUUUCUGGGGUGAUCUUCCCCAAAGCCUGUGUAAUGAUCGAGGAUUUCUUCAAAGUUGCUAACGGAUGUAUAGCUAGACGAAACAAUGGAAAGGAUAGUGAAUUCAGUCCACUACACCCAAGCGAAAUCGUAAGGAAGGCGAUGGAAAUGAUCGGGAAUAUUGGCUACAACAUCCUAUGGUACAAUUGUGAGCACUUUGCAACCUUUCUUAGAUACGGCAAGAAGUUUUCCGGACAGGUGGAAACAGCAGCAGCUUUGACGGGUGUGGUCUGUGCUACAGCAGUCUUUGCUGGAGUUAUCAUUCAUAUAAUAGCUGACGCCAAUAAAAGCAAAAACAAAUAUUGAGAAAUGAAUAAACAUGACAUGCAAAGAAAAAUCGCCUAUUUUUGUUCAAUAUUAUAAAAAUAAAAUCUUAAAUAAUUAUGUAGACACACAUGUACGACCAGAUCAACAUUACGGAAUGAUGUUGGUAUACCAGGUGGCUAUGUUGCUCCCGGCUCUCGUUUGAAUGAUGUGACUUAGAUUUACACGCCAGGUGUCUUCGAUAAAGCAGAACCCGAAUAGAAAAAAAAAACGUUUUUUGAUAUCCUUAAAACAUGUUAAAUAAUGUUUUAACAACAUUUAGCGAAAUUGUUAUUAUGACAUUAAGAUAUUUUCGAAAUACUUUAGGAAAACAUCACAACACAAUCCAAUGUUUAAAAUUAGCAUUUCUAAAAUGUUUAAUUGCAUCUCGAUUUUAAAUAGUUAUCAAACAUAGAAAAUGUUCAACAAAAUUCUUUAAAAAAAAUGUUAACAUUAUUUUCAUGUUUUAUGCUUGGAUGUUUGUUUAUUUUUUUAAAAAGACGUUAUUGUUUAACAUUUCACAAAAUAUAGAAACCUUUUCAAAAACAUUUAGUCAUUUGUCAAAACAUGCAUCAGAGAAUAUUUCUUUCAGAUAGAUGAGGGUCUGAAUAGUGAAUACUCGGAUGUUUUUCAUUUUGGUCCUGAAUACACACACAUUUAAUAAAAAAUAAGUUUAAAAGGGCGAUGUGGCAGCAUAGGAGAGUUGUUACUGUUGUAGCUUUGUGAAAGGAUACUGGUUCAAAUCCACGAAGUCUAUCUGAACACACAUACUUUUGUAACAUAUUAAAGGUUCCUGGUCAUCAAACGUCUGCCACUGUUCCGACGAACGGUCCUAACAUGAAGAUAAUAAUGAAUAAAUGCAUAACAUAACUUAUUUAUUAUAUAACUAUUAACAUUUGAUCUUCAGGAACACUCUUCUUACCUGAUCAAUAAACUGAAUAAUCAAUGACCUCAGAAGAUGAAUUGCAAACAAAAUUAUUAAGCAACUAUUUGACAGUACUGGUAUUUUCUCUGUUUUGUGGGGUUUUUUCUGUUGCUUCAGAAAUGACAAUGGAUAUGCAUUCAGCUUGGUCAGUAAAUUGAGUGAAAAGUGGGUCGUGGGCUUUUUGCCAGUAAAAUAUGAUAUAAUCUAUGUAAAGUUUUGAGGAAUGUAUACAAAAUAUCAACAACAAAAAUCAGUGUUUUUUUUCAAAAUGUAAAAUUAGAUGUACCAGCACCUUAAUUAUGCAAUUUUACACCAUUUUAAUGAACAACAGCAUGAUUAUCCAAGAUUAUUCAUUUACAGUCAGUUUACAUAAAAACAUGGAUGAAAUGGUUCUUAACUGUGCAGAAAAAUCAGGAAAAAAAUCAAGUAACCAGGGAUGUGAUAUUGUUUGCUUUCGUUUUUGUUUUCGUUUUUGUUUUCUCUGUGCACUUAAGAGAGACAGAAAAAAUUAAGUGUCUUUUCUGAAUUAUAUUACCUGCACAUAGUUUAUGCAUCUGUAAAUUUGCAUUUACCGCUACAUUGACCAAUCACAUACUUCAUCUUGACCAGUAAUGCCACCUGUCGCGUCAUAUCCGGGGCAAAAAGAAAGUAUAUGGCUAUGCCGAAAAAUCUUUAUAGAGGGUGAUAAUGGCAGGCCAAAUAUUGUGGGGUUAGGGGUAUCUUUAAAUAAAGAAGGUAACAAGGAAGAUAACUAGAUUGCUUGUUUUGAGUUUAUGAAAUAAGAAAACGAGACAAUGAUCAUUUCACUGUGAAAUCUUUAUUUUUUUUGUCUUAUAAAAAAAAGUACAAUACAUUGGGUCUGUACAAAAUCCUGUCUAGUGAAACUGAUCAUGUCUAAUAUCAUUUCUGUAUAGUAAUAAUUAAUCAUUUGUUGCAAUGUGUGUACCAUAAACUUUAUCUCUCACACACAUACAUGCUCGCAUUUGUACAUAUGGUUGAAUACAACACAUUUCUUUAUAACAGAAUAUACUUUUUCAUCUUUAUGUAAAUUACUCUUUACCGUGUCAUUCUAGUUGCAUAACAUUUUAUUUUACCACAAGUUCUUAGUAAUUUUUAUGAAAAAAAAAAUUAUUAAAAGAUUAGAAGAACAGCACAGGCUAGCGUCAUGAUAGCAGCCUUCAUUGGCUCAACACAUAGUCCAAGUGAUAGACAAGGAAAUAUCAUUUUCAGUAUUCCAAAUGUCUGCUCAAACUUAACUCUGGUCUUACACAAACCAUCGUUAUAUUUGAUUUCUGAUUGGGUAGAUGGAUGGUGGUAUGGUGUCAUCAGAAAAGUUGUGCAUGGAUAUCCAGAGUCAUCUAGCAACAUUCAGUUAUGGCUACCUGUAAUAUCAAUAUGCAUAAUUGUUUUAGGUCAGAAUGAAUUUAUACUUAUUUGUGUAUUGAUUUCACACAGGAAAUCAUUAUUAUAAUUAGCAGUUUAUCAAUUACUAGUUAUAAUAUACCCGGUAUAACAAAUGGUUGAGUAGUGCAAUUACAUAAUUAUAUAGCUUUAUCAAAAUAAUGACGAGAGUGUAAAUUGUGGAAUGAAAGAAAAAAAUGAUAAUGAUAUCAGUCACAUGCACUAAGAAAUUACCUACAAUGCAGUUCAUAAGAAUUGGUUUUACUUGUUCAUACAUAUAUGAUGUCAUAUUGUAUGAUAGGAAUGUACUCCUGUACACAGGAAUUUACAAGAAUGUAAUAAUACAGUUUUAUUAUAGGGCAUUUCAAAAUGUCCAUGUUAUUUGCCAUUUUCAAAUUUAAAUCCUGAAAUGUAUGACAAUUUGAUUUAUAAAGUAAAAUGUUUAAAUAGUUAAAGUAUUGGCAUCACAGUAUUUAUAGUAUACACAUGUACAUGCACAAUUCUUGUAUCAUAGAUCAUCAUUGAUGUGCAUCUUGUAUUAUGUAUAUGGAUUACAUAACCAUAAUUGAAAAGUAUAUAUGUUUACGUAUGCACUUCUAUAGAAUAUACUAGUUCAUGUGCAUAUCAUGAUUAUAAUGCUUUACUGUGAACAUACCAAGUAUACUAGUAAUUCUUUAUGAGUUUGUUGUUUUUUGUUGACACUUUUUGUGUAUACUAUCUGUGUACAUUUUUGUGUCAAGUAUAUAUAUGCAUAAACUGAAAUCAUAAAUCAUCCUUUGUCCACUUUCAUGUAAUCUUAUAUUAGCUGUUAUGACCUAGCCAAAAUAUAUCUGCAGGCCAAUAUCACAUUUUAACAUGCCUAUUUGUAUCAAUUUGUUACUAAAAUUAUUUUGAGCAUAUAUUUAAGCAUGUUUUGGGAAUAGCUAGACUAUAAUUUUUUUUUUUCGCACAAAAAUAUGUGUUGACUCAUAUUUCAAGGAACAGAGGCCUAUAGGUCAAGCACGAAACAAAAAUAUUGAUUUCAAAUUAUUUUCAAUAUAAUUGGAGUUGUAAUAUCCAUGCUCUUAUAUAUAUGUAAUUGACUGUAGUCUACAAUAGUGGGAUUGAUACCAGGCUUAUAUUUGUAAAUCAUAAAUUUGAUUAUGUAUUUUAUUUAAAUGAAAUCAAAAUGUUAAGUUCUAAGUUCAAAUUCCAAAAUCAUAAUAUGUCUUUCCUUAUAUAUUUUAACUUGUUGAUAAUUUAUUUAACUUAUUUGAAUGAUUUAUAGAUAAAUUCAGAGGCAAAUAUAUGUAAAUCAAAAUAAUUACUUUGAAUUUGAAUACUGUAUGUUAACAUGCUAUGCUUAAUAAAAACAUAUUUUUUGUUAUGAAUUUAA
Molecule: messenger RNA, 4641 nt
Organism: Pecten maximus
Lineage: Eukaryota; Metazoa; Mollusca; Bivalvia; Pectinida; Pectinidae
Product: phospholipase A and acyltransferase 4-like
Exons: 7
Coding region: 398-943 (181 amino acids)
Biological process (GO): N-acylphosphatidylethanolamine metabolic process
Cellular component (GO): cytoplasm
Molecular function (GO): A2-type glycerophospholipase activity; glycerophospholipid phospholipase A1 activity
Source: RefSeq, a predicted model, not a curated record